AUUUCAUUUUCGAAAUCAGUUAACGCUAGAUCUAAUUACGAUUGUGUUAAAAAACUUAAUAGUAUAAAAUGGAACCUUUAUAUUUCCUAGUAUCCUGGAUGGUAUUUCCAUUCUACCUCACCUUUUUAUCUUGGAUGUAUAUUCUAAGAAAAAUAGUAUUUGCAUAUUUAAAUAUGCGUUACCAUACGAAGCUUAUUCAACUAGAUAGUUCAGAUAUAAAUUGGGCCGUAGGUGAAAAAUAUCACAAUCUCAUUAAUAUCAUAAUGACGAUAAAUCUAAAAGACUCAAACGAUAAUAUUGUAACCGACAUUAGAACUACAAUAAAUGAAAAAUUGAUAGGAUAUCCUAAUAAGUAUGCGAAAAUAUUGUGUUCAUUGAAUUCCUUUUUGGGUUUUCCGUUUCUUCUAAGAGAAAGUGUCAUCGCUGACGAUUACAUAACUAUCAUAGACAUUGGACAAACAAAAUUCAAUUCAAUGAAAGACUUGAUGUUUUCUUACAGUUACAAACCUUUACCUUCGGACAACAAAUUACUUUUCGAAGUAAUUGUAGUUAAAGCUACAAAAGAAUGGAAAGAAGCUAAUGAUAUAAAGGAAUAUCAAGUUCCGAUGUUAAUAAGAAUAAAUCAUGUGAUAGCUGACGGUCUCUCGGCUAUGAAUUUGUUCGCACAUACAUUUGGUGAAAACGACGUAAAGCUGGAAGAAAGCCUUAAGAAUAUACCGAAGAGUCCAGAAUGGCAAAAACUUCCCAUUUUUCAAUACCUUCAGAAUCUUUUAUAUUUCUAUUUAGUACCAGGAUAUCUUUUGGUGAAAAAUUUCAGAGGUGAACUGAAAUCGCUAACAGGUCAAUCGUACGAAGGACCAAUGACGUCGUUUAGGCAAAAUGUUUCUUAUGGUACUGAGAAACCUGGAGAGGGUUUAGUUCAGAAAAUCAAAUCAAUGAAAAAGCAGAUUGGAGAUACCAGUUUUUCUGAAAUAAUACUAACAGCUAUAUCGGCCAGUCUAUACAAGUAUUAUCAAAAAGCUCUUUAUAAAGUACCCGAAUCUAUAUCGACAGCAAUAGUUGCAACUAAAGAUUUGAAACCUUUAACAAUAAAUGGGGUACCACAAUUGAGGAACCAAUUUGGCAUAGUACCUGUGCAAAUGCCCAUCAAACUCCAUACCGAUUCUAUGUUGGAAAGAUUGCAGGGAGUCAAGAAAUUUACCAGGAAAUUGAUGAAGGAUCCCUCCGAACUAAUGAUCAGCAAUUUCAUAACGUUUAAUUUGUUGAAAUUUCUACCAACACCUUUAAUUAAACGAUUGUUACCUCUAAAGGGUUACGCCACUGUGAUAAGUAAUUUACCAGAAUUUCCUAAAAUUGUCAUUUUUAAUGGACAUGUCGUAGAAGACGCGUAUUUCUUUACCUUACAACGAGAUGAAAUGUCUACUGGGUUUGCUGUGGUGAGCUAUGAUAGUCGAGUGCAUCUCGGAUUUGUCGGCGAUGUAGCCUCAGUACCUUCUAUAGAAGACUGCGACGGCAUCGUUAGCGAGUUUUUCAAUACAUUCGAUUUGCUUCAAAAGGAAAUAGACAAAAAGCGAACGAAUCCUUUAUAAAUGUUGAAUAUUCCCAAGCAAAUUUCAAAGUACGAAGUUAUUAUAGAAUAAAUUAAUAAAGUACAA
Diorhabda carinulata is the source of this 1655-nucleotide messenger RNA. RefSeq lists its product as uncharacterized. The record is from RefSeq and is a predicted model, not a curated record. Gene Ontology annotation, biological process: triglyceride biosynthetic process. Gene Ontology annotation, molecular function: diacylglycerol O-acyltransferase activity; long-chain-alcohol O-fatty-acyltransferase activity. NCBI's taxonomy places the organism in Eukaryota, Metazoa, Arthropoda, Insecta, Coleoptera, Chrysomelidae. The transcript is spliced from 8 exons. Bases 69 to 1589 code for a protein of 506 amino acids. Gene Ontology annotation, cellular component: plasma membrane.